Molecule: messenger RNA, 1297 nt
Organism: Penaeus indicus
Lineage: Eukaryota; Metazoa; Arthropoda; Malacostraca; Decapoda; Penaeidae
Product: equilibrative nucleobase transporter 1-like
Exons: 9
Coding region: 17-1297 (426 amino acids)
Source: RefSeq, a predicted model, not a curated record
CACAAGUUACAACGCGAUGACGUCAGCUCCGAUCGGCAGAUACCGGCGAUGGUGCAUCUUCCUGGUGGGGCUGCUAGAGAGCCUCCUCUUCGGCGGCACCAUCUUUGGGUGGGCUCAGCUGGCCUACGUCCUCAAGGAACAGGGCAUCUUCAGUCACCUCUGCAACGCCACCGUCACCAGUCGCGCCCCUUCCGAAAUUGUUACCUUCAAGGGAUGCGCGGCCCAGGAUGAAACCUUCGCCCUCAUCUACACCGUGGCGUGUACCUUGUAUAGUACACCGGGGAUUCUGCUGGGCUACAUGUUGCAUCACCUCGGCUUAGCUGUUACCAGGAUCAGCGGAGGUUUGAUGCUGGUAACCGGGUUCCUGUGUCUCGGCCAAGUGUCCAAAGAGGCUCCGGUCUGGCUGUACCCAGCCAUGGUCCUCCUGUCCCUCGGCGGCAACCAACUGCGCAUGUCGGGGCUGCAGUUCGGGAACCUCUUCCCCCGCUACCGCUCCACCGCCAUCUGCGUCAUCAGCGGCGUGUUCUCGGCGUCCGCGGGGCUCUUCUUCUUCGUGCAGCUGGCCGUAGACGCGGGCAUAUCCCUGCGUCAUGCCAAUUGGGUGUUAGCUGGAAUGGCAUCUCUCACGCUGCCUGUUACCAUUAUUAUGCCUUGUCACCAUAUCCCGUAUAAUGAUGAUGCUUGGGUGUUUUCAUCUCUAUUCAGCGUCUCGGCUUUCGUUAGUCCCUUCAUUUCCCCGAUGCCCGGCUUCGCGAUGGACUUGCUUAAGAAGAGUAAACUGGAAGGCCUGUCCUCCACCGAGCGCAGAAUACAGGAGAUGAAGAGUCCUGCCCUGCCCUCCCUCGCCCUGACAGGUAUAGUGGCUGUCAUGUACACCUGCCUCUUCUUCAAGACUCCGGCAGCGGUGUACCUGGCUCUCGUCUGCCUCAUGCUCGCCAGGCCCUCAGUCAUCGCUAUUGGGAACUCCUUCGUCAGAGCGAGAUUCCCCGGGGACCAUUUCCAUCGGCUGAUUGGUAUUUAUGGCACAAUAGUGUCUGUGCUGACUAUCCUGCAGUAUCCGCACUUCCUUUGGGCUCAGCAUGACUACUACGGGGCUCAGGGCUUUAUGAUGGCGAUGCUGGCCGUUUCCUGCGUGCAACCGUUCCACCUCCUGAGCAACACCUACCUCCGCAAGGUCGUCCACAUGGAACAGACGACCUUGAGCAGCGACGAGGUAACCGUGCCUCUUUCCUCGGACGUCGGGAACAAGAAGCCUGAAGUAGUUCAACGUCUUUCCGAUCCUCCUCAGCCAGCUUAA